AAUCGGAAGUAGAAUUAUGUAUAAGUGAGACAUUUCAAGUUGCGAGAAAUCAGUUGUCUAUGGAUUAGUUGACUAAAUAUAUUCUCUCCUCUGUUUAAAGCAUAUCUAUACACAUUAUAUAGUAUAUAUAUCUGUGUGUAUAUGUGUAUGUAUGUCUUUCUACCUCUGCGCCAUUCAUAACAGUUUAUUAAUUGUUACUUUAUCGUCUCAAGUUUAAGCAAAUCCAAACAAACAACCUGACCGAUGGCGUUAAGGGCUUCGCGAAUGGCUCGCUUGCAUUGUUCUGCUCACCCGGAUUCUCCUCUAAUCGAGGACUAUCAUGCCGGAGAUAUGAUAUGUUCCGAGUGUGGUCUGGUGGUCGGUGACCGAGUCAUCGAUGUCGGUUCCGAAUGGCGUACCUUCAACAACGACAAGAACACCAAGGAUGCCUCACGUGUCGGUGCCGCCGAAAACCCUUUGCUGGACGGCGGGGACCUGUCUACGAUGAUAGCCACUUCGUCGGGCGAUACACUGCUGGACGACAACGGCAAACCCAUGUACCACAGUCGAAGGAACCUCAGCGUAUCUGACCGAACACUGUUAACAGCUUUCCGUGAAAUCAGCCAAAUGUCCGAACGGCUCAAUCUCCCCACGAUGAUUGCCGAUCAAGCCAACACUUUGUUUAAACAGGUCCACGAGAGCAAAUCCUUGAAAGGAAGGGCGAACGAUGCGAUCGCUUCAGCAUGUAUGUACAUCGCCUGUCGACAGGAAGGGGUUCCGAGGACUUUCAAAGAAAUAUGUGCCGUUUCGAAAGUAUCCAAGAAGGAGAUCGGACGAACGUUCAAGCUGAUUCUAAAGACACUGGAGACCAAUGUUGACUUAAUUACCACCGGGGACUUCAUGUCUCGGUUCUGUUCCAGUCUAAACAUGACAAACCAAGUACAGAAAGCCGCUACUCACAUCGCCAAAACUGCUGUUGAUUUGGACCUGGUACCGGGGAAAAGCCCCGUCACUGUCGCCGCUGCCGCAAUAUAUAUGGCAUCUCAGGCCUCUGAGAACAAGAAAACCCAACGAGAAAUUAGUGUGGUGACGGGUGUGGCCGAGGUAACUAUACGGCAGUCUUAUAAACUGAUGUACCCCAGAGCACGAGAUCUAUUCCCUCCGGAAUUUAAGUUCGCUACCCCUAUAGACUUGCUACCCACCCAGUAAAACUCUUAAAACUUUAUGGCAGGACUUGGUAAAGCAAAAAAAAAAAAAAAAAAAACUUUAAAAAAAAAAAAAAGAUCUUUAUUUUGAUGUAGAAUUUUGGUUUGCUAAAAACAGUGAGAGAAUUUUUUUUUUUAAUCUAAUUUUAUUAAUAAUGAUGUGGUACAUAUAUAUAUAUAUAACGGGACUCGAAAAUAA
This is a messenger RNA of Octopus bimaculoides (California two-spot octopus), 1383 nucleotides long. RefSeq names its product transcription initiation factor IIB. The record is from RefSeq and is a predicted model, not a curated record. Gene Ontology annotation, cellular component: transcription preinitiation complex; nucleus. Gene Ontology annotation, biological process: transcription preinitiation complex assembly; transcription initiation at RNA polymerase II promoter. Gene Ontology annotation, molecular function: RNA polymerase II general transcription initiation factor activity; TBP-class protein binding. NCBI's taxonomy places the organism in Eukaryota, Metazoa, Mollusca, Cephalopoda, Octopoda, Octopodidae.